Molecule: messenger RNA, 1025 nt
Organism: Aspergillus eucalypticola CBS 122712
Lineage: Eukaryota; Fungi; Ascomycota; Eurotiomycetes; Eurotiales; Aspergillaceae
Exons: 1
Coding region: 263-889 (208 amino acids)
Source: RefSeq, a predicted model, not a curated record
UUUUACUCUGCCACAACCCACAUCCCAGCCCAGACCCGACCCGGUCGAACCAUCCACCCAAGCCAACCUUCGCCCACCCGUGCGGCCCCUUCGCCCUCUCCUCCCGAUCGAUCUUCUUUUCCCUCUCCACCCUUCUUCUUUCCUCAAAGUCUCGUGUCAUCUUUUCUCCGUCUGGUCUUCACAGUGGCCCACCAUGACGCCCUAAGUCUUUGGUUCUUUCUGGGUCGCGAAUUUCGUCGCUUUCAUCUAGCCGAAUUCUCGCAUGUGUCGCGAUCUCUCUGUCUUCCCCCGUUGGGUCGAUUUCACUCGGGCGCCAUCUUCCUCCCCCCCCGUGGGUGACGAACUGACUACACACCACCACCACAACCACCUUCACCACUACACACCACCACUACUACCACUCCCACCUCUCUCACCAUUGACCGAAUUCCUACCAUUCUCUUCGCCUUCUAAAUUUCCUUCUUACCUCUGUCGACUCUCUUCCACACCUGUGAGUGAAACAAUCCUGUGUGUUUGCGUGGGCAACUGCCUGUGUAUGCAGGUGUGGCGAUCGCAGCCAACCGCCGUCUGGAGGCGUGCAUGCGGUGCCGGUGCAAAAGAACCCGGUUGUCUCAGAAUGGGUUUUGGCUGGUCCUGCACGUUACCAUCAUUCCUCUCACCCCCCACAGGGUCGAAGGAUUAUCGCUCAUUCUCCUGCUGGACAGCUGCAGCCAACAAACUCAUUGUUCAACUGCGCGCACCCCCCUCGACGGCGGCUUGUCGCCGUCGCUCAUCUGCUUCGCUGGUCGCUGCACACUCUUCUUUCUCUUUUUGUCGCCUGCUCCUGUCGGCGCUCGCAUAUUCUGCAGACCGUUGCGUCCAGUCUCUGACCCUCGCUGACCCAGUCUAGAAACCGAUUUAGAACCCAACUGUAUAACGUCACCGAUCGCAAGUCUCUCCCUUUUCACUUCGACUUUCUCAACGCUCCUUCGCUCCUCUUUGUACCGUGUACCGGCCGUUCGUUCCUCCUUGAGAUUUCUCGACCC